Molecule: messenger RNA, 1818 nt
Organism: Nylanderia fulva
Lineage: Eukaryota; Metazoa; Arthropoda; Insecta; Hymenoptera; Formicidae
Product: transmembrane protein 208
Biological process (GO): vacuolar protein processing
Cellular component (GO): intracellular membrane-bounded organelle
Source: RefSeq, a predicted model, not a curated record
GCAAAAAAAUACAAGUAGUAUACAUCUCUUGUAUCAUGUAAGUUCAUGAAUAACUCACGUGUACAUACAUACAUGACAUUGCACGAUAUCAGGUUAACCGCUUGUCAUCUGUCGUUAUUAAAUUUAAAUUAAAUGCCAUAAAAAUUUAAAGCAACUUUUUUAGCAGAAAGCACAUUCGAAAUGGUACUUAUAAAAGGUAAGCCACUGACCAAGGGUGCGAAGCAAAUAAAGGAGGAGAAUGAUUCCACGCUGAGCUUCUACACCAACAUGGCCUUAGGAGCCAUGGGAAUUUACUUUGCUGUAACAAUGGUGAUGUUUGAGUUAACUACACUGACGAUAAUAAUAAUGGCGUUUUCUACAAUUGUAUAUGUAGGAAGUUAUCAGUUUAUGUCUUACAUGGCUCGUGCUACAUAUUCAGAGUCUGGCAAACUCCUGGAUUCUGGUGUUGAUCUCAAUAUGGAAGGCGGUAUAGCAGAACAUGUCAAAGAUUUAAUUAUACUGACAUCAGGAGUACAAAUCCUGUCCCUUAUUUCAAACUACUUCUGGCUGUUGUGGAUUCUGGUACCAGUUAGAGGAAGCUGGAUGCUCUGGAAACAAAUUUUGGCUCCAUGGUUUUUCGCCCAGCCACAAGAACAGCCCGAGAUAAGUGAAAAAAAGCAACGCAAGUUAGAGAAAAAAAUGGCAAGACGACAUUAAUAAAAUUAUCAUUAUCAAUUAGUGUACAACUGGUAUUGUACACUAAUUGAUUUAAAAUCGAGAUUUAGGUAAUAAGUUUGAGAGAAUCCGGAAAGUUAUAAGAAAAUUAAAACUAACUUUCCUCUGGAUAUUCAAGAUAUCGAAAAGUAUUAGAGUCGUUCAACAUUUAUAACAAAAUACAAUUUGAAAUCGAACGAGACUUUAGAAUUUGCGCAGUUUUACAAGGAACAAAUAUAGAAAUAAUUUUAUAGAAUUUAAAAGAACCGCCAACUGGGAAAUUGAUUUCAUUCCUUACUCGAAUAUUCCAUAUAAUAAUUUCUUGAUAGGUCAUUUCAACAUGUCUCAAAAUUAGGAAGAUUGAAACAUAUUCUCCUUAUUUAAUAAAUCUACGGACUUAUCCCUAUAAUAAGUCGAAGGCGAUGCUAAAUAAUUAUUAAAACUUAAAUGUAACAAAUGUAUUAUAUUCACAUUUGAAUAAGAUUAUUACAUAUUUAUUAUAUAUUAAUAGCUAAUUCAAUAAUUUAAUAACUAUUAUCAUCUUUGGCUUAUAUUUAUAGGAAUAAAACCGUAGAAGUCGCUAGACAAAAAGUAUCUCAGCACCAUUAUUUUUAACUUUGUUAUAAUACUAACGUAAACGGCGUUUUAUAAUUACAAUAUUAUGCAGUAUAUACUCCGUCUUAUAAAAAUCUUUGAUUAUGUGUGUAAGAAUUUGAAUAUAAAAAGUGGUGAAUAGGUGCCUUUUCACGAAAACGGAGAACGGAAUAACGAUGUCAAAAUGCGCAUUCAAAAAUAUAUAUAAAUGAAAGUCAAAUAAGAUAAUAGAUAUAUACUAAUACUUGUGUAUAUCGUAAUUUUAAAAGUUUAAUCAUUCUCUUUUCAAUGAAAAUUUGAUUCAAAAUAGAUAAGCAAUGACGUAAUGUAUAAAUCACGUUAUUUAUUAAAUUCUCAAAGUUGACAAAUUGACGCAUCACAGUGUUGCAUUUAAAUCUAAUGUAAUAUAUACAUGUAUAUAUAAUCUUUGUAUGGGAAUGUGGAAACUUACAGGAAUUAUAACGAUGUUUCAAUCGAUUUUGUAUACAUGGCAUUACGGUUUUUUUAAUAUAUAAUAUAAUAAUCAUUGGA